AUGUUGUAUUCCUGGACCUCCUGGCCCGAGAGGACCUGCUGGGCAACCAGGCAAUUUCUAAAAUUAAAAGAAAAUUUUUUUUAUUUAAACAAUAUUUUUAUAGGAACUCCGGGAAAACCCGGUCCUGCUGGAAAGCCAGGUGUUCCUGGUACUUCUCCCAAUCAGACUUGUCCUCUUGCACCACGAAGAGAACCACCACCUUGUCGGCCAUGUCCAAAAGGGCCACCAGGCAUAAAAGGUUGGCCAGGUUUCCCUGGCGAUGUUGGUCCUGUUGGUCCACCUGGAGAGAAGGGACGUGAUGGGGAUGAUGGGGCACCAGGAGAACCAGGCCCUCAAGGCCCGCCUGGUUUUAAAGGCCCGCCAGGCCCGCCUGGAGAUAAAGGAGAAACUCCCCAUGGAGAGGUUAGGGAAGGUCCGCCUGGAGAUCUUGGACCGCCUGGCCCUAUUGGGGCUUCAGGAGUGCCUGGAUUACCCGGUCGAAAUGGAAUGACUGGACCCUCUGGAGGAGAGCCUGGAGAGCCAGGUUAUCCGGGACCGGAAGGCCCCACAGGAAUUCAAGGACCUCCUGGCCAACCGGGUGUUUGUGUAUGUCAAAAUGUUGAUUCUGUUAUUGUUGCUGGACCAGACCCUUCACAGCCACGUUUUUCUGAUCAACAAAAUUAUGCAUAUCCAUCUUAUAAUAACGCCGAGGAAGGAGGUGGUGGAGGGAGUUCUAUUUAUGGAUAA
Molecule: messenger RNA, 726 nt
Organism: Meloidogyne enterolobii
Lineage: Eukaryota; Metazoa; Nematoda; Chromadorea; Rhabditida; Meloidogynidae
Source: the annotation of a GenBank genome assembly